ACCGACUGAGACCGACGAUGGAGGGCGACUAUAUAUACCAGAGCCUGGAUCGCCAACAUGUUGUACCUUCAUGACCUAACGAACACUACUGGUUACUCCUGCUGGCCUCUAUACUGAUUGAUCAGACGCCUGUUCAGAAUCGCAAACUCCCCAUCUCCAACCCAUCAAACCACUCCAUCGCAACACCAACCCCUCAACCCUAAGCCAUGCACGUCCUCAUCAGCGGCGCCGGCAUUGCCGGCCCCACGCUCGCCUGGUUCCUCGUCCAGACCGAUAUCAAAGUCACUAUCGUCGAGAAAAGCGACGCCAUCCGCCCCUACGGCCAGUCCAUCGAGCUGCAAGCCACCGCCCUCGCCGCCUUCAAGAAGACCGGCCUCUGGGACCAGGUCCUUGCCCGCAACACCACCGAGCGAGGAACCCAAUUCGUCGACACCAGCGGCCGGCCAUUCGCCCUGUUCCCCGUACGAGAAGGCUUGCAGGCGAGCUUCACGUCCGCAUUCGAGAUCCUCCGCGGAGACCUCGCGGACAUCUUAUACCAGGCGACGAAAAACCAUCCAAACGUCACAUACCGCUUCAGCACGACCAUCACGCGCGUCCUGCACAACAACGAGAGCGGUGUAGCCGUCGAAUUCAACGAUGGCACCGCAUCCUCCUUCGACCUGCUCGUCGCCGCCGACGGCCAGUGGAGCAAAGUCCGCGCCCAAGUCUUCGAUGCUUCCACCGUCACGACCCUACACAAGGGCAUGUACGGCGCGUACUGGACCAUCCCGCGCAUCCCCGCAGACAACGCAUGGUGGAACAUCUACAUCGCGCUGCGCCGGCGCAUCAUGGCGCUGCGGCCGGACCCGUAUGGCACGGCGAGGGUGUACGUCACGUGCAUGCCUGGCGCUUCAGAGGAGAAGCGGUGGCGGGAGGUUGCGCGCGCCGAUCGGCAGACGCAGGAGGACCUUUUGAAGAGCGAGUUCAGCGAUGCGGGGUGGCAGGCCAAGCGGUUUCUGGAGGGUCUGGAGCAAGCGCCGGAUUUCUACUUCCAGGUCGUGGAGCAAAUCAGGAUGGAAAGGUGGUCGAGGGGAAGGGUGGUGUGUCUGGGCGAUGCGGCGUAUGCCCCUACACCGCUCACCGGGGCGGGGACAUCGCUCGCGGUGUUAGGGGCGUAUGCGUUGGCCGGGGAGAUUAGCGAGUUGGAGGGUGGACAACACCCGUCUAAAGCUCUGGACGGGUAUGAGGAAAGGUUCCGCCCGUUCGUCGAGGCGACGCAGAAGAUCCCCGGCGUGGUGCCGGGGAUCGCGCAUCCGACGACGGGGUGGCAACGGUGGCUGCUGGAGACGGGGUUGAGGGUUGCGGCAUGGCUAUUGGGACAGAGCUGGAUGGCGAGGUGGUUGGGGAGCGAGGAGCAGGAAGACGAGGGGUUUCCGUUGCCGCGGUAUGAGAGGUUCGAGGGCUUGAACGGGGAGUGAGAGCGGGCCGUGGGACCUUGUGUGUAAGAUUUGAUAUGUAGUACUUGUCCGAAGUUGUGCGCCCGGACUUGAACACUAACUGAAACCAGAU
This is a messenger RNA of Paraphaeosphaeria sporulosa, 1548 nucleotides long. RefSeq names its product FAD/NAD(P)-binding domain-containing protein. The transcript has a single exon. Gene Ontology annotation, molecular function: FAD binding. The record is from RefSeq and is a predicted model, not a curated record. Bases 207 to 1457 code for a protein of 416 amino acids. NCBI's taxonomy places the organism in Eukaryota, Fungi, Ascomycota, Dothideomycetes, Pleosporales, Didymosphaeriaceae.